Molecule: messenger RNA, 2788 nt
Organism: Guyanagaster necrorhizus
Lineage: Eukaryota; Fungi; Basidiomycota; Agaricomycetes; Agaricales; Physalacriaceae
Exons: 21
Coding region: 106-2673 (855 amino acids)
Biological process (GO): regulation of DNA-templated transcription; DNA-templated transcription
Molecular function (GO): zinc ion binding; DNA-binding transcription factor activity, RNA polymerase II-specific; DNA binding
Source: RefSeq, a predicted model, not a curated record
UAACAUCCGGCAGUCACAGUCACCGUCGAGGGUCACUGCUGCCUGAGUAUUCCUAUCUUUGGCGUCGUGUAGACCGUAUUUCGUCCAUUUCUCCUGUAUCACUGGAUGUCGGACAAGGCUGAGGGGUCUAACGAGAACAAUGGCGGUCCUCAAAAUAGCGAGCGGAAACUGAACGUGAGAGCGCGAGUUUGGCGGGCAUGCGAGGUCUGUAGGAAACGGAAGGUCAAAUGUAACGGUCAGGAGCCGUGUGCCUACUGCGUGUCUUCAGGCAAGAUAUGCAGCUUCAAGGAUAUCAAUGACAAUGCUGCGGUCGCCCGACAACAAGCAAACACCGUCGAUUCAAGACUAGCAAAGGUGGAGGAGAAUCUAGAGAAGUUGCUACCAAUUACGAAGGCUUUCGAGGCAUGGAUGCGGCAGAAUCCCCAGCAAUUUCCCUUUAGCAUUCCCAACAGUGAUUCUGGUCCUUCCCAGCCUUCGCAGAAUUCCCACAAGUCCACACCCGAGCUAUCGCACCCCCGCGUACCGUAUCGCCCAUCUGCAACCAUUCAGCAUCUCUCUCGAUAUCCAAGUGGCUCCGUUUUGAGUCCCACCGCCGCAUCCGAGAUAAUGGAUGGGGAUGAAAACGAGGGCCCGGAGCAAUGGUCGGACAGAUUCUCGCAUCUCACGAAAGAUAGUUAUGGAAAUCUGCGGUAUACGGGAGGAACAUCUACAUUCAUGCUCGUUGAAGCAUUAACCACAUUACAAGAUUCUGCCAGCGACGCUUCUCCGGACUCCCAAAACUCCAAUAAAAGCGCAGAUAUUACUCUUCCAUUUUUUGAUCCUUCCGGCCGUUUCAAAGUACAAGAGGCUUUACCGCGCCCGGAAGAUAUCGAUUAUCCUUCAUCUGAACGAGCAGAUGAACUCGUAUCCCUCUAUUUCACCCACAUACAUUAUACUUUUCCAAUACUCCACCAACACGUAUUCCUGGAACGUUACACGAAAACUAUGACGGCCAAGUCGGCCGGCAAACCAUCCAAGGACAGUGCUUUUCUAGCGUCCUUAUUCGCGGUAUUUGCUUGUGGAGCAUGUAUAUCGAAGAAGGGGAAAAGCACUGAUCCCCAAAUGCGGCGGUUUGGCGGCAUGGAGUUCUAUGAAAAGGCUCAGCUUCUGUUUUGGACGAGUGCUGGAUUAUCUCAAAUUGAAUUGGUGCAAUGCGUCGCCAUUCUAGCCAUCUGUAACGCGAAUUGGAAUACUCUUGCCCAAAGUUGGAUCAACGCCGGUCAGGCCGUCCGUAGAGCGCAGGAUCUGGGGCUCCACCGCUCAUCGCGCCGAUCGUCUUUGCCUCCUUUUGAGAAAGAGAUGCGCAGGCGAGUGUGGUGGUGUGUCUAUGGUAUUGAUCGUGUUCUUUCUAUCGCACUGGGGAGGCCAAGCGGCGCCCAUGAUGAUGACUGUAAUGUCGAAAUGCCGGCCGAGCUUGAUGAUGCUCAGCUCCUUGCGUCUGUCGAAGGUGUUAAUAUCUCGAAGACCGGGGAAUCAUUCAUGACAGGCUUUGUUGCGCUCCUUGAAAUAUAUAUCAUAGCGGGCAAAGUUAUGCGCUUCGUGCACUCCCUGCAAAUUAAUGACCCUCUAAGCGAACAAACACGAAAAACAGUUUCUGCUAUUGAUGCCGAGUUAGAGCAUUGGUUGAACCGUUUACCUCCAAGCGUUCGAUUUGCCGCAAACAACCGACAAAAUCGCAAGAUGCUAACGCUAUGUCUCAUUACCUUCUUUGUGUAUUAUUCCGCUGUCAUCGACUUGCAUCGACCAUUCAUCCCUGACGGAACCUCUUUAUCUCCUGAUCUGACUUCGUUGGGUCAGUGCAUGAGCGCCGCACGAUCCUGUAUCAGGAUAGGUGAAAUAACGCAAGAGAUGCUUCCAACUUCGCACCAUUUGGCGUUCGCGGUCCAAUUCAUUACACUGAGUGGUAUAACUCUUCUUCGUUGCGUCUAUUACCUGAAUCACCAAGAACUUGUUACUGCCAUCAUAAAUGAUGCCGAGAAAUGCGUCAAAAUUCUGGAAAAAAUGCAGGAAAUAUGGCCUGCAUCUAAGCGCUGUGGGGAAAUCGUUUCUGAUCUGCUGGUAAUGGUAAAGACGAGAUUGUAUGGUGGUUCGUCUGCAAUCGAGGAUUUACAAGCCGCCCAACAACAAGCCCAGUCACUUUCAUCUAAGAAUCAGGAACGACCCGAACCGCUCAGCUCAACGGCGUCGGCGUCGCGAGGAAAGCGGAAGAGAUCUGAUGCCGAAGUUGCUUCCUCACAACGAAAUCGUGUCAAUGGGCACGCAUGGGAGAACGGCAUACCGUCGUCCUCCCACGUUUCUGAGGGACACAAGACUCUUAAUAACAGUUCGCAUCAUUCUAGCGGCCUCGGAAUGAUGGAUCCCGGUCUCGCGGAAGGGCGAUCACACCAGCGACUAUCCAAUCUUCGUACUUCGAUGGAACCGGUCGCAGAACCGAACGGCCCUUAUCCUGGACAACACUCCUAUUCUCCGUCGCAACAUAACCCUGUGUCCGGCCAUUCGCGAAUACCUCAAUCUCCUACUCAUCAGAUGGGUCCACCACCUCCACCACAUGUCUACUCUCCUUCCAACCCAACGCCGCCACAACUAUCUCUGGAUAUCAAUGCUAUAUAUGCUGGACAACAUUGGGGAAUGUGAUAAAGCCUUCGGCGCAACCAAGCGCUCAAAUGUUUGAGGAAAACGCCCAAGUGCUAUGGCAGGCUUUCCAUGAACAGCAGGACUGGCCUUUUAGUGGGGGUACGAAUUCAGGAUU